Priceomyces carsonii is the source of this 189-nucleotide messenger RNA. RefSeq lists its product as uncharacterized. The record is from RefSeq and is a predicted model, not a curated record. Gene Ontology annotation, biological process: mitochondrial respiratory chain complex IV assembly. NCBI's taxonomy places the organism in Eukaryota, Fungi, Ascomycota, Pichiomycetes, Serinales, Debaryomycetaceae. The transcript has a single exon. The coding region runs from base 1 to 189 and encodes 62 amino acids.
AUGUUCGCGGGCAUAAGGGCCACACAGAGGAAUAAGUUGACCAGUUCCUUGUUCACCUCAACAUUUGCAAUAUGCGUGGCAUUAGUUGGCGCAAACUCUUUACUUCCAUGUCCUAUGGACAGCGUUCAUGGUAAUGAUUCAGUUAUAGAGGACAGGUUAUCCAAGAGAAAAGUUCCGGUAGAAAAAUGA